This is a messenger RNA of Prorocentrum cordatum, 2015 nucleotides long. Lineage: Eukaryota; Dinophyceae; Prorocentrales; Prorocentraceae. The record is from the annotation of a GenBank genome assembly.
CUCGCCCGCGCUGGGCGGGGGCCCCCGCAGGAUGCGCCCUGGCGGCCACGGCGGGGCGCCCCCGCCGGGGCCCGAGGCGCUGCUGCGCGUGCUGCGGGAGGCUGAGGCAACGAGGCACGCGAACAAGAGGAUCUUGCGAGAGGCAGCGGACCACAAGCGCCUGCUAGCCAUUGUCGAGGAGUGCGGAGAGGGCCUGCACGUGCUGAACUUGUGCACGCUGCUGCACCGCCUGGCGCGCUGCCUCUCAAGGGAGGGCGCCGCUGGGCUGCAGCGGGCGCAGGCCAUGCAGCAGACGCCGGCGUGGGCCGCGCUCCUGGCCCUGGUGAAGCAGCGCGCCCGCGACUGCAACAACAUGGAGCUGACCAACUGCUUGUGGGCGCUGGCGACGCUGGAGGUCCGCGGGCAGGCGGAGGAGGCAGUUGCGCUGGAGCUGCUGAGGGUCUCGGAGAGGUAUCUGGACACAUUUGGGCCCCGCAACCUGGCGCUGUCGGCUUGGUCUUUGGCCAAGAUGGGCCACAGGGACCCCUCGUGGUGCCGCGCGUGGUCCGUGCAUGUCCAGCGCAAGAUCCGCGACUUCGACCCUCGCGACAUGACCAUGGUCCUCUGGGCCUUCGCCACCGUCCACUGGCGCGACGAUGCGUUCCUUGCCCGCUUCUGCCAGGAGGUUGUCGCCAAAGCCGACGACUACGUCGGGAACCAGGACAUCGGGAACACCCUGUGGGGGCUCGCGACGCUCGGCUACCGCGACGAGGCGGCCCUCGCGGUGCUGGACGCGCAGUGCUUCAAGAGGGCAGAGCAUUUCGACAACCAGAACUUGUCGAUAUCGCUCUGGAGCUACGCAACACUCGGCCACAAGAACAUGAACUUGCUGCACUUCCUCACACAGCUCGUGACCGAAAGGAUCAAGAGCUUCGGGCCUCAGGGCAUCGCGAACACGGUCUGGGCCUGCGCGAAGUUCCAGUUCCAGCAGAAGUGCCUCCUGAUGACGGUCGCCGAGGAGGUGCUCCCGCGCUUGGACGACUUUGAGCCCCAGCACCUGGCCAUCGUGGCGUGGGCCUACGCCACGCUGGAGUUCCCGUGCAGGCCGCUGCUGAGUGCUCUGUGCCAGGCGGCUUGCCGCAAGAUGCACAUCUUCAGCCCGCAGCACAUGGCCAACAUGACUUGGGCUAUGGCGACCCUCGCGCACAAGGACGAGGAGUACCUCCUGGUCAUGGCCCGCAGGGUGCUGCAGCAGGUGGGCGACUUCAACCCCCAGGAGUGCUCGAACCUGGUGUGGGCCUUCGCGCUGCUCGUGUUCCGCGACGACGCGGCCCUGGAGGCGCUGAGCCAGCGAUCGCGGGACAUCAUGCCCGAGUUCAUCCCGCAGAACCUGGGCAACACGGCCUGGGCCUACAACAGGCUGCAGUACCGCGACGAGGAGUUGAUGCGGUGCAUCGUGCACGAGGUGUCGCAGCGCCUCCACGAGUGCCACGGCCAGGAGGUGCUCGACGUGGUUGAGGCCGUGCUCACGGGCGGCUACGAGGGAGCCAUGGAGCCAGCGCACUGGGACACCCUGACGGCGUGGUCGGGGCGGAAGUACCGCAUGGCCGAGGACUUCUUGGACGGCCACAGCGGCAUGCCCCUGACCCUGCGGUCGCUGUCUCCCUUCGACCGCGCGCUCGCCGUGCAGGACUACCAGGACCACCUGAAGAGCUUCGACCUCAUCGGCCUCGGCUACACCUACACCGCGCAGCUGCUUGCGCACGUGGGCGUCAACCUCCCGCAGGGCCCGGACCUGGAGGCGUGGCGCGGCCUGGCCCAGGCCGUCGCCGCGACCGCGAGGCACGACGGCGACCAGGAGAAGAACGCGGAGGCCCAGGAGGGGCUGAAGGCGUGCCGGACCGUCUGCGUGUACCGCUUCGCGGUGCACGCCCGCGAGCGCCCAGCCCUGGCGGUGCAGCGGGGGCCCGUGGCCCUGACCAGCGGGGCGCCCACGGAGGCGCACGAGCUGGGCCUCUUCGCCGCGACCCUCAGGC